AUGGCUCAAAAGCGCCUCAUGCAGGAGCUGAACCCGCUUCAGAGAGAGAAGUGGCUGACCAUUAGGAUGGAUGAUAGCAACAUGUUCAAGUGGUCGAUCGGUCUUUGGGUUGUCAACCCUGACAGCGUCUUCUACGGUGCAUACCUCCGAAGCGAAAUGCGAUUCCCUCACGACUACCCGUACCAGCCGCCCACGUUCCGAUUUACCACCGAAGGCAUCACACACCCCAACGUGUACCCGGAUGGCACCCUUUGUAUCUCCAUCCUCCACAAGCCAGGCGACGACGAGCAGUCCGGCGAACUAGCCAACGAGCGAUGGAAUGUGCUGCAUGGUGUGGAGUCGGUUCUGCGCUCCGUUUUGCUUCUCUUGGACGAUCCCGAGAUCAACUCACCUGCCAACGUCGACGCCAGCGUGCUCUACCGGGACGAGCGAGAAAAGUACGACGCGCUAGCCAAGGAAAUCGUACUUAUCUCGCAGAACGAAGCUCCGACAGGCGUCAGGAUGCCUACCCCAGCUGAGCUUGCACCAGUGCCACAAAAGAUUGUCGAGGAUGACGAUGACUUUUGGAACCCGUCCGAGGAAGAGGAAGACUUUGGAGGUAGCGACAGUGACAUGGACGAUUUUGAGGAAGAAGAAGACGACGAAGAAGAUGACAAGGAAUGA
This is a messenger RNA of Beauveria bassiana ARSEF 2860, 663 nucleotides long. Its product is annotated as ubiquitin-conjugating enzyme. Lineage: Eukaryota; Fungi; Ascomycota; Sordariomycetes; Hypocreales; Cordycipitaceae. Gene Ontology annotation, biological process: proteasome-mediated ubiquitin-dependent protein catabolic process; protein polyubiquitination. The record is from RefSeq and is a predicted model, not a curated record. The transcript has 3 exons. The coding region runs from base 1 to 663 and encodes 220 amino acids. Gene Ontology annotation, molecular function: ubiquitin conjugating enzyme activity.